AUGCCUUUUUACAUUCCCAAUAAAACAAAAACCUAAAAACACACACUAAAAAAACGAAACAAAAAAUUGAAAUUUCUCUAAACGACAAAAUAUUCAUCUACUAGUCCUUACAAUAAUAAUAUUUGCAUUUCUUCAUCUGCUGUUCUGUUCCACUGAUCUCGCUUCCUCCUCCUUACUACGCCCAAUCCCGUCGUAGUUCUUCCGCCAAUUCCCACUUCAAAUGUUUCAGUAAAUAUAUAUUUAUAUAUCCUCCCGAUUGAUUCAACCAUGGCGGAUCCUCUCCGGUUAAGCCGCCUUAACCGGAGACAUGAUAACCCGCACUUCUUCACCACUCUCCUCACUUCCCACCGAACUCUCCUCACUCUCAUUUGGACCGCCGCUUUCAUCCUCGUCGCCUUUUGGCAGAAAUCCGCCGUCGACCGCCUCCUACACUUCCGACACAGCUGGCCCGCCGCUCCGCCCCGGCCUAUUCCCAAGCUCCGUGAUCUCGUCUUCAACCUUACUGAUUUCGGUGCUGUCGGCGACGGCGUCACCUUGAACACCGCGGCGUUCGAGAGGGCAAUCUCGGAAAUUCGCAAGCGUGGCGGUGGUCAGCUCAAUGUGGGACCCGGCUAUUGGCUCACUGCCCCUUUCAAUCUCACCAGCCACAUGACAUUAUUCCUUGCUCAGGAUGCUGUCGUUCUUGGAAUUGACGUAUGUGCCCCUGUCUUCCUCGGCUGAGCUUUGUUCAAAUAUACUCUGUUAGUGUUUGUGAUUUUGACUGUGAAAAGUUUUUGAAUCAGGAUGAGAAUUACUGGCCGUUAAUGCCUCCUCUGCCAUCAUAUGGAUACGGGAGAGAACGUCCGGGUCCGCGGUAUGGAAGCUUGAUCCAUGGCCAAAACUUGAAGGAUGUUGUCAUUACAGGGCAUAAUGGUACUAUAAAUGGACAAGGGAAGAGAUGGUGGGAGAAAUAUAAGAAGAAGAUGUUGAACUACACUAGGGGUCCCCUUGUGCAGAUUAUGUGGUCCAGAGAUAUUGAGAUUUCUCAUGUUACCUUGAGGGAUUCUCCAUUCUGGACGCUCCAUCCUUAUGAUUGUCAAAAUGUGAUCAUCAGGAAUGUGACUAUUUUGGCUCCAUCUUCUGAUGCCCCUAAUACUGAUGGCAUUGAUCCUGAUUCAUGCGAAAAUAUGGUCAUUGAGGACAGUUAUAUAAGUGUUGGAGAUGAUGCAGUUGCAAUAAAGAGUGGCUGGGAUCAAUAUGGAAUUGCUUAUGGGCGCCCUUCGACCAACAUUCUCAUACGAAAUCUGAUUGUGCGUUCCAAGAUUAGUGCAGGAGUGUCAAUUGGUAGUGAAAUGUCUGGAGGAGUCUCAAACAUAACAGUGCAGAAUCUCCUUGUAUGGAACUCUAAAAGGGGUAUCAGGAUCAAGACAAGUGCUGGUAGGGGAGGAUAUGUUCGGGAUAUAACUUACCAGAACCUGACAUUUGAUAGUGUCCGAGUGGGUAUUGUAAUAAAAACAGAUUACAAUGAGCAUCCGGAUGAAGGUUAUGAUCCUUCUGCACUUCCGGUUAUCAAAGACAUCAGUUUCACUUCUAUACGCGGGCAGGGAAUUCGUAUUCCGGUUCGCAUAUAUGGCAGCCAAGAGAUUCCUGUACGGAAUAUCACUUUCAAGGACAUGUUAGUUGGCAUCUCUUACAAGAAGAAGCACAUCUUCCAGUGUUCUUAUGUUCAAGGCCGUGUGAUUGGAAAAAUUUUCCCUUCUCCCUGUGACAAUCUUGAUAUAUAUGAUGACAAGGGGCGUCUAGUCAGACCAGCAACGGCACGUAACAGCAAUGAUACAGACUAUGACUUUUAAGAAAUUCAAGGGAGCUCUAUGAUGAUAUCCUUCUGUAGUGGAGCAUUAUUCUUUUCUUCUUGAUCGUGAAUAUAACACGGAGAGGAACGUACAAGCCUGAUCAAGAGUAAGGAUUUAGAAUUGUUUCUUUGGUUUAAGAGUUCGAUAUGAUUAAUGAGUAGAGUAAACUACCACAGCUUCUAACUAAGAUGACCUGGCGGUGAGAGAAUCGUGGUAUCAUCUGUUUUAGGGUUUUGUACACAUCUUACGUCUCAUUUCAGGCUGAUUUUACCACUUAAAUGCCAUGCGAACUAGGGAAAGGAUUGUACUGCUGUUAACACCUGCCACAGAACUGAGUUGAUGUUUAGGAGUCAUGAAUUUUUUAUGUUCAUCAUCAUGUUUCUUACUUUGGAUAGGGCUAAAUGGUUGACCACAUCUCUGUCCGCCUUUUUACUGAAUCUGGGUAGGGAUGAUUGGAAUUUUUGAUAGUUGUAAUUGUACAAGUAGGAGGAUAGGGGGUGAGAUUAUUUUGUACUACGACAUUAAUCUUUUCGUAUAUUUUGGUAGCACCUCAUAGGUUUUUUGUCUCUAAAGCUUAGCUUUAGUUCGGUGCUGGUUUGUUCCACUUGUACAAAGAUUUUAGUAGCAGCAUCUCUCUGAAUUUCAUAAGGUUUUACCUUAGCUUAAAUAUACCAUCCAUUUCCUGAAA
This is a messenger RNA of Oldenlandia corymbosa var. corymbosa, 2520 nucleotides long. NCBI's taxonomy places the organism in Eukaryota, Viridiplantae, Streptophyta, Magnoliopsida, Gentianales, Rubiaceae. The record is from the annotation of a GenBank genome assembly.